This is a messenger RNA of Penicillium arizonense, 2853 nucleotides long. RefSeq names its product glycosyltransferase. NCBI's taxonomy places the organism in Eukaryota, Fungi, Ascomycota, Eurotiomycetes, Eurotiales, Aspergillaceae. The record is from RefSeq and is a predicted model, not a curated record. The transcript is spliced from 7 exons. Bases 1 to 2853 code for a protein of 950 amino acids. Gene Ontology annotation, biological process: carbohydrate metabolic process. Gene Ontology annotation, molecular function: hexosyltransferase activity; UDP-glycosyltransferase activity.
AUGGCGUCGGUAACACCGACUGCCGCGAGAGGCAGAUCCAGUCGCCAUGAAGUGAUACGAUCGGAAGACUGGCCUGAAGAGGUCAGCGAGCCACACUCGCGGGAUUGGGAACAUAUGGAGUUCAAUGGAGACGGACUGAACACUGGUGUCCGGGUGCUAGGUGACGGACGUCUGGACAUAAAAAUCAACGAACACAAGCCGAGUAUCGCGGGGUUGUUGAAUCGCAUGCAGAAAACACCUCGAGCGUCCGACCUAGAGGAUCUCGAACAGGAGCAGACACCGGAAGCCAUACCGAAAGAUGAAGGAAAGUUCUUUCCGCUAAAUUUGAAUAUCGUGAUCCAAGUGAUCGGUUCCAGAGGCGAUAUCCAACCAUUCGUUGCACUGGGCAAAGAAUUGAAGGCACAUGGACACCGUGUACGACUAGCAACGCAUCUUGCGUUCCGUGAUUUUGUGCUUGAUAGUGGCUUGGAAUUCUUCAAUAUUGGAGGGGAUCCCGAGGAAUUGAUGGCAUUCAUGGUUAAGAACCCUGGACUCCUGCCCGGGCUCCGCACGAUCCGUAGUGGAGCCAUCAAGAAGCGUCGUGCAGAUAUGAAAUCGAUCAUAUACGGAUGCUGGAGAUCCUGCAUUGAAACAGGCGAUGGGACCGAUCUGCAUCAAAUCAAGGAGGAUCUUUGGAACGACACAGUGGAUCAUCGACGACGUCCAUUUGUCGCUGAUGCUAUUAUCGCCAAUCCACCCAGUUUGGCCCAUGUUCAUUGCGCACAAAGAUUGGGGAUUCCCCUUCAUAUGAUGUUCACAAUGCCAUGGACGCCUACGCAGUCUUUUCCGCAUCCGCUUGCAGUGCUCAACCAGGCUGGCUGCAAGCCCACAGUUGCGAACUUUGUAUCUUAUGCAGUUGUCGACAUGAUGAUUUGGGAAGGAUUGGGGGACCUGGUGAACACCUGGCGGAAGAAUUGUCUCGCAUUGGACGACCUGGAUUCGAUCACAGCACCCAGUUUGAUCCAUCGCUUACGCAUUCCCUAUUCGUACCUUUGGUCACCCUCGUUACUCUCGAAACCAAAAGAUUGGCCCGAGAACGCUGAUAUUUGCGGAUUCAGUUUCCUUCCAACGAAGUCAGAUUACGAACCCCCAAAAGAGAUCGCCGACUUUCUUAAGGCUGGACCAACACCGAUCUAUGUUGGGUUCGGAUCCAUUGUGGUAGAUGAUCAGGUCAGAUUGACAAAGAUCGUAUUUGAAGCUAUCAAGAAUGCUGGUCAACGUGCGAUUGUUUCAAAAGGCUGGGGCAACUUGGGAGUCGACCAAGUCGAUGCCCCCGACAACAUCCUCAUUAUAGGGAGCGUUCCACACGACUGGCUGUUCCAGCAAGUAUCGUGUGUCAUUCACCACGGUGGUGCCGGUACAACAGCUGCUGGGCUUUCUUUGGGAUGUCCGACUAUCAUCAUUCCUUUCUUUGGGGAUCAACAAUUUUGGGGGAAAAUUGUCGCAAAGGCAAGGGCUGGUCCAGUACCCAUUCCCUAUAAGCAAUUGACAGCCACGAAGUUAACGGAUGCCAUUCAAUCGGCAUUGGAGCCAGCAAUUAAGAAGAAGGCACGGGAAAUUAGUGAAAACAUGAAGAGUGAAUCUGGUGUUCGGGACGGAGUGCGCAGUUUCCAUCGUCACCUUGAUUUGGCAUCAUUGCGAUGUGCGAUAUGUCCCUCUCGACCUGCUGUUUGGCACAUCAAACACACCGAUAUAGGACUCAGUGCUUUUGCAGCAUCUGUUCUGGUCGAGAUGGGACGGUUGAAGCCUGACAAUGUCGUCUUGAACCGCCCACAGGAAUAUGACACCUAUCGCGACCCAGUCGGUCCAAUCAGUGCAUCAACUCAAGUACUAUUUGGAGCGGUUGCAAACUUUGUGACUGGACUCGCAGAUCUACCCAGGAACAUGGUCACGGAUAUUGUGUCUGCCGGUCGUGCCAUCGGACAUCCCCCUGAUCGCCCUGACUUUAGGCAAGCAUGCGGUUAUACAGAAAGAAGUAUAAUGCGCCGAGGGGAUAGUUCUGAAAGCGAUGAGUCCUCCCAGCACCAGGGGUCAAAUGAGCAGUCGUCAUCGACACCAACGCCAACCCACGAUUUGGAUGAAACGGACGACGGAUUGAGUCUGAGCGACAGCAGCAGAAUCGAUGAAAUAGACAGCGAUACGCCCAAGGCCAGCAGGGAUCGCCAACGAAGCCUGCAGCUGGAGAAAUCUCACACGAUGACAUGCGGAUCGAAAUGCGCGCAGCGAAAGAAGGGUGCUGUUUUUGAAAUGCAAUAUCAUGGUGGUCGGAUGUCGAAGAAGCUUUUGAAGACUGUUAUCUGGCUUCCAACAGACCUCACACUAAGCCUAUCGAAAGGAUUUCACAAUGCCCCCAAGUUGUAUCAUGACCGGAUGGUUAAAUCCACACCGAAGGUGAUUGGUUUUCGGAGUGGACUGCGGGCCGCUGGCAAGGAAUUCCGGGAUGGCUUCUACUAUGGAGUCACAGGCUUGGUCACCCAACCCCAGUAUGGAUACAAGCAUGGAGGCGCCGCAGGGAUGGCCAAGGGAAUCGGUAAAGGCGUUGGAGGUGUCUUCUUAAAGCCACCGGCAGGUAUAUGGGGACUGGCUGGGUACCCUUUGGUUGGACUUCGCAGAAAACUUCAAGUUUCACUUGGAAAGGCCCAACAGGAUGAUAUUGUAUUUUCUCGCAUAGCACAGGGUCAUGAAGAGAUGCGCCAAUCUUCUGCAGACGAGAGGGCAGAAGUUGCGAGGCAGUGGUUUAUCCUCGAAGAAGAUCUGCGAAGCACGAAACGACAUAGCAGCCAUCAUAUUCGGUCUCGUAGCCAUAUCUCAUAG